GUCAGCAGGAGAGGAGGAGGAGUGGGUAGUUCUCGGCUGGCUGUGAAAGCAUCAAUGGCGGCCAGUUACCCGUAUGGACAGGGUUACCCUGGAACUGCUGGACAACCACCUGGAGCUCCCCAGGGGGGAUAUCCCGGCGGCCAAUAUGGUGGGCUGCCUACUGGGGCUCCCUACAGCGGACCAGCACCUGGUGGUCCAUAUGGGCCACCGUCUAAUGGAGGAGCAUAUGGCCACCCAUCCUCUGGGCCCCCUGGGAGCAUGUAUGGAGGAGGCCCAGCACCUGGAGGGCCUUAUGGGCAGCCAUCUACUAAUCCAUAUGGUGCCCCUCAGUCUGGACCCUAUGGGGCAGGAGGUCCUGGGGCAGGUGCCGUCCCCCAUGGCGUGGAUCCUGAAGCCUUCUCCUGGUUCCAGAGUGUGGAUUGCGACCACAGUGGCUACAUCUCUAUCAAAGAGCUCCGGCAGGCCCUUGUCAACUCCAACUGGUCUGCCUUCAAUGACGAAACUUGCUUGAUGAUGAUGAACAUGUUUGAUAAAUCCAGGUCUGGGCGAAUCGAUCUCUAUGGGUUCUCAGCCUUGUGGUGCUUCAUCCAGCAGUGGCGGAACCUCUUCCAGCAGUAUGACCGUGACCAGUCAGGAAGCAUUAAUUAUAAUGAGCUGCACCAAGCACUCUCACAAAUGGGAUACAACCUGAGCCCCCAGUUUUCCCAGCUGCUGCUGUCACGGUACUCCCAGAAAGCCACCAAUCCCGGCAUCCAGUUGGACCGCUUCAUCCAGAUCUGUACCUUGCUUCAGACCAUGACCGAAGCCUUCCGGGAGAAGGAUACCAGCAUGACGGGCAAUGCCCGGAUCAACUAUGAAGAUUUCCUUAUGAUGUCAGCCACUCGCAUGCUGUGAUGCUGUUUGAGAUCAGGGGAUGUUGGAGGUUUUGCAGUGCCUGUAUAAGAGAACCCCUUGGUAUUUCCCACAGAGACCCAGAAGCAAGAGCCGCUGCUGAAGAGCAGUUGGACACUUCGGCUGGAGGACAUUGGACGUCAGAGCCAAAUGAAACCACCUUUUCCUUUGAUUAGCGUGACGCCAAGUGCUUAAGCAUUAUUGGAUGGAUUCUUUGAAAGUGUCGUGUGAUUGGUUUGAACUGAUUGUAAUAGUCUGCCACAAAGAAGUUCCUCUAGGGGAUGAGCGACAGCCCAAAGCCAAAAUAUAAUAAUAAUAAUAUGUUUAUUGCUUUUCUGGCCGAAGCCAUAAGCCAUACAAACACCAACAAAAUAUGAACUGUACACUUGAACAUACCCAAUUCACAUAGACAUAACUCGUCAUUAUCACUUUAAACUAUCUAAAAAGCCAAAAUAUGCAGUUGCACAGUGGCCACCACAGCCUGCAGAAGUUCCAGUUCUUUCACCUUUUCCUUCUCUCCCCUCCCCUAUAAGAAAUAUCUUCCACCUUUGAUCUUGGUUUGUACUGCAGCUUCAGAAACAGCUCCUGACUCCCCCAUCUGGAGUUUGUGCGCUGUAACGUAGCAAGAAUCUGCCUUGGGCAACCUUGACUCACCAAAGCAGAAAAACUACACCAUGGGGAGAACAUGGAUGUGUGUCUGUGAGAUAUAUUUGUCCCUGACAGUAGUAGAGAUGCUUGUAUUGCUUGACACACAUUCCACGUGUAAUUCCCCUUUUUGCCAUUAAGUAGUAUUAAGACCAUUGGCCAAGAUGUCUGAUUCCUCCAGAGGGCCCUUCCCGCCUGAAGCUUUAGCAGUCCUUCUAUCAGUACAUCACCCCAGAUUUUUCCUUUCUAGAGUACAAGCUCUUUUUGCCAACAACCAGUUCAGCUCCUUCUGGGAUAUUUUGUUUGUGUUCUUCCCCAGUAGCCAACUUUUUGCUCUUGAUUUUAUCUUUUAUAGUAGAGGCCAAAAUUAUGUAUAAUGGACACGUCAGAGAUUUAAACAAAAGUGAAAUUCUCCAAUAAAGAAUCUUAAGCACUGAA
Eublepharis macularius is the source of this 1974-nucleotide messenger RNA. It is a transcript of the gene PEF1, whose product is annotated as penta-EF-hand domain containing 1. Gene Ontology annotation, biological process: COPII vesicle coat assembly. NCBI's taxonomy places the organism in Eukaryota, Metazoa, Chordata, Lepidosauria, Squamata, Eublepharidae. The transcript has 5 exons. The record is from RefSeq and is a predicted model, not a curated record. Gene Ontology annotation, molecular function: calcium ion binding. Bases 55 to 894 code for a protein of 279 amino acids.